Molecule: messenger RNA, 864 nt
Organism: Prorocentrum cordatum
Lineage: Eukaryota; Dinophyceae; Prorocentrales; Prorocentraceae
Source: the annotation of a GenBank genome assembly
AUGUUGAAGGUCCGCGCGGAUUUCAUGGGUUGCGCUGGGCACCCCUGGCGCGCUCCGCGCGCCAGGGAGGGGGUCAGCGCCGAUCCAAGAAAUCUGGGUGGACCGUCGAAAGUUUAUGUUUACGCCUGUCUUCUGUUCCAAGAAACCAGGCCCACAUCGUCGAGGCAGGAACUUGCUAAGAACGUAAACGUGCUCCAUGAUCCACCUCCACCUCGCGCUGUGAAAUCGCUUUGUCGCAGAAUUCCUCCGCCAGGCGAGUCGUGCGAGUACUACUCGAAGUCCACAGGGCGCUGGAUCAGGUGCGGGCUCGGGGCGAACCCCUCCGCUGGGGAGGACCCCGCAUUGGAGAUUGGCUUCUUCUUCCUUCCAUUUUCUCUUCACACCAUACGUCCUCGUUCAGAAGUUGACCAGGAAAACAUCGAAGACGUACCAAGCAGAACGCAGCACGACAACAGACAAGCCUCUUCCUCGGUCCUCCGGGGUCGGAGGCAAAACCUGGGCGCCAGGUGCAAGGUGCUCGCCAUCCGCGCCGACGGCGCCCUGCAGGUCAACGUGAAGGCCGGCUGCUGGCUGUCGCCGGGCACGGAGCAGUUCCAGAGGCUGCUGCGGAAGCCCCGCUGCCAGUCCAACCUACAUUGGGAGCACAGCGGCGCCGCUGCCCAGCGGAGCGCCCUGCCCCCAAAGGACGCGCCGCCCAGCGCUUCGCGCGAGGCUACAGCAGCCACCACGGCAGCUCUUGGUGCGGCCGCUGGAUCGCCCGCAGGGCUGGCGAGCCAGAGGAGGCCCCCCGAGGCGGCCCGCGUGGGCGCGGGGCCGGACGGCGCCGCGCACGGUGCGCCUCGCUCCCGCGGCGUGGCGCCGUGA